Molecule: messenger RNA, 877 nt
Organism: Cuculus canorus (common cuckoo)
Lineage: Eukaryota; Metazoa; Chordata; Aves; Cuculiformes; Cuculidae
Product: interleukin-36 receptor antagonist protein-like
Exons: 5
Coding region: 242-805 (187 amino acids)
Biological process (GO): inflammatory response to antigenic stimulus; positive regulation of gene expression; cytokine-mediated signaling pathway
Molecular function (GO): interleukin-1 receptor binding; cytokine activity
Source: RefSeq, a predicted model, not a curated record
CGGGGGCGGUUCCUUCCCACCCUAUAAGAGCCACCACCACCCAACGGAGGUGACCCAACCCUGGAGGACACCACGAGACGAGAGCUCCUCAGACGCGUCCCACUCCGCCUCCAGGUGAGCGCUGUGGGGUGGGGACGGCGUCGGGGCUGCGUCACCGCGGGUGACGCCCGUCCGCAGCCGCGUCUCUGUCCUCCGAGGGAACGAAGGGACCAGAGGAGCUCCGCAGGUCCCGUGGGGCGCUAUGGCAGCGAUGGGGGACACCGCGGGCUCCGUCCUCGACCCCGACAUGGUGGCCCUCUUCGAGGAGUUCCUGGGGAAAGAAGAGAGCUCAGAGGAGGUCCACAUCUUCCACGAAGGAUCCAAACCCAAAGGACAACCGUACCACUACGUGAUGAGGGACACGGAGCAGAGAGGCCUUUGCCUCCACCAUGGCCGCUUGGUGGCCACCAGCCUUCAGGGGGCCAACAACCUCCAGGAAGAACCCAUCAGUGUGGUGCCCAACCCCUUCCUGGAGCGCCGGAGGUGUCCUCUCAUCGUGGGCAUCCGUGGAGGCACCUACGGCCUCUCCUGCGGCACCGGGGCUGAACCGCAGCUGAAGAUAGAGAAGGUGGAGCUGCUGGAGCUGUACUCGCGAGGCCCAGAGGCCACUCCCUACACCUUCUACAAGACCUAUGGUGGCUCCACGCACACCUUCGAGGCGGCCGCCUUCCCCGGGCGCUUCCUCAGCACCGGCCCAGGCCCGGGGGAGCCCCUCACCCUCAGCGGCCCCUCCGGCGCCACCGCCUUCUACCUGCGCCGCAAGUGACCACAGCGCCCGGCGAGGGGAGGAGGAGGAACCAGGGGUGGGGGACCCAUGGUUGGGGGACCCAGGGGUCGA